AUGACAACCUCGAUGCAACCGAGCAAGUAUACGGGCCUGGUCGCUGACCUGAUGCCCAACAUCCGGGCGAUGAAGUACUCCGGCCUGUUUAUGCACAACUUCACGGGCGGCAGUGCCUUCAUGAAGAAGGUGUACUCCUCCGCGCACCUGGUGUUCCUCCUCAUGCAGUUUACCUUCAUCCUGGUCAACAUGGCCCUGAAUGCCGAGGAGGUCAACGAGCUGUCGGGCAACACGAUCACGACCCUUUUCUUCACCCACUGCAUCACGAAGUUCAUCUACCUAGCUGUCAACCAGAAGAAUUUCUACAGAACGUUGAAUAUAUGGAACCAGGUGAACACGCAUCCCUUGUUUGCCGAGUCGGAUGCUCGGUACCAUUCGAUUGCAUUGGCGAAGAUGAGAAAGCUGUUCUUUCUGGUGAUGCUGACCACAGUCGCCUCAGCCACCGCUUGGACCACGAUCACCUUCUUCGGGGACAGUGUGAAGAUGGUAGUGGACCAUGAGACGAACUCCAGCAUUCCGGUGGAGAUACCCCGGCUGCCGAUCAAGUCCUUCUACCCGUGGAACGCCAGCCACGGCAUGUUCUACAUGAUCAGCUUCGCCUUUCAAAUUUACUACGUGCUCUUCUCGAUGAUCCACUCCAACCUCUGCGACGUGAUGUUCUGCUCCUGGCUGAUCUUCGCCUGCGAGCAACUGCAGCACCUGAAGGGGAUCAUGAAGCCGCUGAUGGAGCUGUCCGCCUCACUGGACACCUACAGGCCGAACUCGGCGGCCCUCUUCAGGUCCCUGUCAGCCAACUCCAAGUCGGAGCUAAUUCAUAAUGAAGAAAAGGAUCCCGCCACCGACAUGGACAUGUCGGGCAUCUACAGCUCGAAAGCGGAUUGGGGCGCCCAGUUUCGAGCACCCUCGACGCUGCAGUCUUUCGGUGGGAACGGUGGCGGAGGAAACGGGACGGUGAACGGGGCUAAUCCCAACGGGCUGACCAAAAAGCAGGAGAUGAUGGUGCGCAGUGCCAUCAAGUACUGGGUCGAGCGGCACAAGCACGUGGUGCGGCUGGUAGCUGCCAUCGGCGAUACUUACGGAGCAGCCCUCCUGCUUCACAUGUUGACCUCGACCAUCAAGCUGACCCUUUUGGCGUACCAGGCCACCAAAAUCAACGGAGUGAAUGUCUACGCCUUCACAGUCGUCGGAUACCUAGGAUAUGCCCUGGCUCAGGUGUUCCACUUUUGCAUAUUUGGCAAUCGCUUAAUUGAAGAGAGUUCAUCUGUCAUGGAGGCGGCCUAUUCGUGCCACUGGUACGAUGGCUCCGAGGAAGCCAAGACCUUCGUCCAGAUCGUGUGCCAGCAGUGCCAGAAGGCAAUGAGCAUAUCGGGCGCGAAGUUUUUUACCGUCUCCCUGGAUUUGUUUGCCUCGGUCCUUGGUGCCGUUGUCACCUACUUCAUGGUGCUGGUGCAGCUCAAGUAGGCUGCCGAUGAACCCACGGAUUUUUGUACCAGGAAAGCGAAUGCCAAGGAGCCACCGUGCCAGAC
Drosophila teissieri is the source of this 1526-nucleotide messenger RNA. It is a transcript of the gene Orco, whose product is annotated as odorant receptor coreceptor. The record is from RefSeq and is a predicted model, not a curated record. The transcript has 6 exons. Gene Ontology annotation, molecular function: odorant binding; olfactory receptor activity. Bases 1 to 1461 code for a protein of 486 amino acids. Lineage: Eukaryota; Metazoa; Arthropoda; Insecta; Diptera; Drosophilidae. Gene Ontology annotation, cellular component: plasma membrane. Gene Ontology annotation, biological process: detection of chemical stimulus involved in sensory perception of smell; sensory perception of smell.